Molecule: messenger RNA, 7424 nt
Organism: Hermetia illucens (black soldier fly)
Lineage: Eukaryota; Metazoa; Arthropoda; Insecta; Diptera; Stratiomyidae
Product: NACHT domain- and WD repeat-containing protein 1
Exons: 24
Coding region: 1003-6000 (1665 amino acids)
Molecular function (GO): protein binding
Source: RefSeq, a predicted model, not a curated record
UGAAAGCGUUCAGUUUUCGGACAAGGACCUCUCGGCGCCGCGGAUAACUGUGAGAUUCUACAGGGGAACUGUUCCUAGUGCAGUGAGAAAAGGUGAAAAACCACCUCCCCCAACUUUGUGUAUUUACAUGACCACCUACUGUUCCUUUUUGAAGUGCGAGCUCUGAAUUUUCUCUCGUUUUUGGAGGCUGUUCGCAUCCGUGUUUCAUGCCUUCCCGUCGCGAUCUGGUUCUGAUGUAGUUGGUCCGUUCGUUAGAUCCGAGAUCUCAUUUAGGAGGAUUUUCCACCUACUAACUGGUGUGCAGGAAAGCAGAUACGUUAGGGGCGACCCGGAAAAUUCUAAAAAACAGGCGGAAAGUGUACAAACAUUCACUACUGUGGGUGGUAUGCGAAGGAUGCUGAUUCCUGAGCAUUUGUCCGUAUUUAGCGGAUUUAGAUCUGUGUCAAAGGAAUAGAGGGUGGUGUGGUGCCAUCCAAAGGGCUUUCUCGUAUUACGCGCCCUUUGCCGCGAAUCGUGUCGCUUAAUAAAAUCCGUUCCGUUGUUUGAUAUUCGCUAGGCUGCGUGGUGUUGAGGUGUCCCAGAUUCAUCAGUGAAGUGUUCGGAGCUAACACGGUUCAGAUGCAUGAAUGUGUAAUUUUGUUCUUCUUGUGAAAAAUAGCAGGAAAAAGCUGAAGAAGUCCAAAUAAACGUGACGUAAAAGGUGGCAAGCAACAGUACACACAGAACGUGGGUUUUUCUCAUACAACAAGCAACAGUUUGUUUGCUCAGUUCGUGAUAGUCGUCCCCGAUAGCGGAUUUACCCUACGUUGGAGCAGCAAUAGCAGUAGCGUCUGGAGCACUAAUUAGUGAAUUUAUUACGAUUAUCCUAGACAACCACGCGAUUACCAUGAAGUGAGAUUACCACGAACGGAGCUGGGUUCAACCCAGUGCCAAAAGGGAGCGGAGGAGACGAGCUAGGAUAAACGUACGACGACGACAGGAUAGGUGAACUUUAGCCAUCUAAUGGCGGUUCCGGUGGAGGAGGGCGUCCUGAGCGCCCUGCGGGGGGUCGUUAGCGAAACAACAAGACUUCCCAAGCCCCUGCUCAUCAAAGUCUACGUUUCCAGCUUGAAGGAUGAAUUUAGAGAGGAACGUCGUAUGAUCCUGGAGAUGAUUGGUCCCGAAUUGCAGGCUCUCUACGAUGAUCGGCAAGUCGAGAUUGAGCUAAUCGACAUGCAUUUCGGUACGGGUCCCGAUGACAUUUCCAUGGUUGAACUGAACCCAUGCAUCAUGGACGACUAUCUUUAUGAAAUCGAGCGAUGCGACAAGGACUCGAAAAGUAUCUUUUUCAUCGCCUUGGUCGGAGAAUAUAUCGGCAAACCGGUCCUACCCUCCAGCAUCCCUGCCAACGUGUUCCAGGCAAUCUGCGAGAAAGGCGAUGCUGUAGAGCUAGAAUUACUGAGGAAAUGGUACAAACAGACAUCGGGAGAUGGCCACGAUGGCGACAGGGAAUUCACUCUGUGCAAUCUUUACAGCAAUGGCAGAAAUCAGUCAAGUGAGGACCGCUUGCGGGAUUAUAGAAAAAUUCUGGAAUUAAUUGAACGUAGUAGCGAGGAGCUGUUGAGAGUGCCGUCGAGUGAUCAAGGAUUUAUCGAAUGUUUGAAAGCAAUCCGGAGGACACAAAUUGAAAUGGAAAUCGAGAAAGCUCUAGAUCUUGCGCCGGAUCGAAUCAUAGCUGUUUUUCGGGAAUGGUCAAACCAUAUUAGUUCGCCAUCAGUAAGUUCUUCAUCGCGUGAAAGACUUCGACAGUUGAAAGACCGAUUGACGUUAUCCUUGCCAAGCGAAAACUACUCAACCUUAAUAGUGCCUGGAAAAUCAUCGAACCGUACUAUAGAUACAGACUCGGAGGACCAUGAAAUUUAUCUUAGCAAGUUCAAGAAUAAACUUCUCAAUAAAAUGAGCAAUUCAAUUGAACAAAGUUUGACCAACGAUCCGGAUGUCAUCAAAGGUCGGAAAAAGACUGUGCAGGAAAUAUUUCACGAACAUUCGACCCACUUGCGAUUUCUCAACGAGCAUCUUAAUUCGAAAAGUCUAAUUUCAUCCAGCAUCCCGGAACGCUUACGUAAUAGUAUCAUGCUACAUUUCAAGAACGGAAGUCGACAUGCUCCAUUCUUUAUUCAUGGUGGCCACGGGACAGGCAAGAGUACCCUCAUCGCUGAACUGUACUCGAAGGUGCCUGACUGGUUUGGAUAUAGCAAAGUGCAUCGGGUCAUCCGCUUCGCUUCCGCCACCCCACGUUCCGGAUACAACUUGGAACUUCUACGGGUCAUAUGCCAGCAGAUAUCAAUUAUUUUCAACAUUCCCGAAGGAUACUUGCCGAAAGACGCAUCGUUCGAUCCGCUCUACAUAAAUAAUUGGUUUCAGACUUUGCAGAAGCGUUGCGAGGACCUUAACAACGAAGUUCUCUUCCUUUUUAUUGAUGACCUGCACAAGUUGAAUCCUUUGGAUUGUGACAAUGUGGCCGCUUUGUCCUGGUUGCCAAUUAGCUUACCGUGGAAUGUCUUUAUUGUGUGCUCGACGACGAUACCGAUAGAUCAGCUCAAGCUAACUCCUAUCCAGAAGGAUCGAUUCAAAAGUGGAGAAUUCCUCUUCGAUUUAUCGCAGGACAUUAACAAGACGGAAUUAAAGAUGCUUGAUAACAACGUACCAUUCACGGAACUGGUUGAGCAGACCUUUAACGAAUUAGAGGAGAAAUAUGGACGAAAGGGAAUAGGGAGAUUCGCUUCCUACAUGACGUGCACGGAAUUUGGACUGACUGAAACGGAGCUUCUAGAAUUGUUAAUGCCAACUGAAAAUUACGACGCGAUGAUUGACACCAGCGAGGGAAAUUUCAAUUUUUCAACGUUUAGAAGAAUUCGAAAUGAAAUGAAAUUCCUGCUUCGCGAGAAGAUAAUGUCAGGGAAAAUCCUUAUUGAAUGGCGUCAUCGUAUCUGUGCGGAAAUCGCGAAAUCACGUUACAUGGAUACAAACAGCACGCGGAUGAUGCACACGGAAAUUGCAAAUAUCUUCUUCAACCAACUAUCGGAAGAGAGCGAUGAAACUAGCACGGAAGAGACUGUGAGUGAAGACAGCCAGAAAUUGAAAGACGAGAAGUCCUCGCCGAAAGCGCAAGAUGACACCAGCACGUUAUUCAAUCCACCGGGAGCAGAUGUAUCCUACAGCAUACGACACGUCGAGGAAUCCUGGCAUCACCUCAUGCGCUCAGACGAUACCGGGAAAUUCAAACAAAUUGCCGUUUGUAAUUUCGACUUUCUUCUGGCAUCGGUACAAACGGUAUCGAUUAGCUAUCUUCGGUGUCUAAUUGAGCACGUUCGCUGCUACAUUCUGGACCGAGAUAUCGAACUCAUCUACUACACGAUAAGGAAGUCAAGUGAUGUCCUCACACGCGAUCCCAUGCAAUUAGGAGCCCAGUUGAUUUCAUGGUUGCGUCCUAUCAACGAGCACGAUGAGAACGACAACUCCUUGCUGAGCAUCACUGUCCGUUCUGCAACUGCCUGGUGUGACGGUUACACUGUGCCUCUCCUCGUUCCCAUGACAGGAUGGCUUCCGGUGCCUCUUCCCUCGCAGAUACGAACAAUGACCGUCUCGGGAACGGGUCCAAUCCGGGAUAUUGCUCUGGCUCCGUCAAAGCAGCAUCUUGUUAUCGCAACGAAGGUGGGGGAUGCGCAGCUCUGGCACAUCAUGUCCAAUAGCCUUGUUCAUACGUUUAAAGGACACACAGCCCCCGUGACAAGUAUGGUGGUCCCGCCGGGCUCGAAUAUGCUGGUCACCGGGUCAGAGGACGCGUCCAUCAUCGUUUGGAACGUGAACAAUCGCUCGUUGAAAGCGCACAUCAGAGAACACAUCGCGCCCGUACUUUGCGUAACUUGUGCCAUGAAUAAUACAUUGGCGAUUAGCGGUGGAGAAGAUUCGCGGAUUAUUAUCAUGGAUCUGAAUAUGGGCAAAGUGCUGGGUAAGAUCGACCACCAUCGUGGACCAGUUACCUCCGUUCAAGUGAGUGCAUCAAGUGACGUCCUCGUAUCCGCAAGCCACGAUGCAACAAUUUGUUUAUGGUCUCUUGAAGAUUACUCACUUCUCAACUGCAUCCAAAUGCAUAGUCCCAUCUUCACUAUGCGCAUCUCAUGUGAUUCGGUGUUUCUAUUAGGCCACUGUGCGGAUAAUGGAUUGUACCUGCGAACACUCGCUACGGGAACGGAGCUCCAUGCCUUGAAGGGACAUAAAUCAAAGGUGCGAACAAUGGCAAUCGCUAUGGAUAGUCAACGUGCAAUUAUAGGCUGUGAUGAUACGCGUGCUCUUAUAUUCGAUAUGCACUCAGGACGUUUGGUGCGCUCCUUGCCGCCCAAUCCAGGACCCUGUACAGCGCUCUACGUACUAGAGAACGACGACUUUUUGAUUACCGUAGGAGGAAACAAAAUCACUUUCUAUUCAUUCCGUAACGAGGAAGUUUUCGUGAAUCCUUACUCGCAUCGCCGGCGGAAAAAGCACUCAAAACCAAUAUUGUCACAGAGAUCUACAAAUCCUGCCAAUAUACCGCCGGUGACAUGCUUUGAUAUAUCAAGGGACUCGCAGCUGGCGGCUGUGGCAUCGAGCAAAAGUGUUCACAUUAUGCAAAUUAACUCACCCGAGCUCCAAUGUACCCUGGAUGGCCAUACAGGAGCUGUAACCUGCGUCAAUUUCUCACCGAACUGUGAGUUUUUGACCUCGGGAUCCGAGGACAAAACCGUGGUCGUGUGGAAUCUAGGUCUAGCGUUAGCGUCUAUAACGUUUAAGGGUCAUAAUGCUGGGAUAAACUGUGUCGUUGUGCUAAUGGAUUCGAGACGAGUUAUAUCAUCCGAUAAGGAGGGCACAUUACAUGUGUGGCUUGCCGAUUCUGCAACACUUUUGCAGACAGUUCAAGGACCCAAUAAAUUUUUAGCUGCUACGAAUAACAUGAAAUUUGCGGUCUGCACCAAUGGCGACAACAGUCUGAAAAUCUGGUCAUUAACGCGAGAAGAUGAGAAGUACACGGUAUCGCACUCAGGCGAAAUAACCUGUUUCGCUAUAACCGCAGAUUCAUUAUACGUAAUUACCGGUUCGCGGGAUAUGUCCCUGAAGGUGUGGCAGGCGACCGGUGGGAAAUUGGCUCAAGUCCUGGUCGGACAUAUCGAUGCAGUUACAUGUGUCGCCGUCUCGGUAACGAAUAAAAGCCAGGUGAUAUCCGGCUCCAAGGACUGCAACCUCAUAGUGUGGGACAUCCAUACUGGCGAAGAGAUACAUACGCUGGCAGGACACUUGGCCCAGGUGACAUGUGUUAAGGUUUCCGCUGAUGGAACGACAGCUGUUUCAGGCAGUGAUGACAAGACUUUAAUCGUUUGGGAGAUAAAGCGGGGGCUGGCCCUCACUUCUCUGCAGAUACAUAUGCCAUUCAUACGUUUUGAUAUUAGCUUAGAAUGUUCACGAAUCUUAGUGCAAUUGGUGGACAGUUUUAAUCUGCCGGUGAUAUGUUUGCACAAUACUCCAGCAAGUUACGUGAAACUACCGACGUAUUCAGCUCCGGCACUUGAUGCUGAUGAUCUCCGUCCGGCUGGUCCGAAACGGCAAAUGAAGCGACUGUUAAAGAAGGAAGUAUCCCUGGACACCUACACUUGGCAGAAGAAAUAUGGACAUCUAACAUCAUCGGUAAUGAUGGCUCAAGUUGAUGAACGUUUGAAGCGGAGAUUCUCUGUAUCCGCGAGUAUGGAGGAAAUCUCAAAGAUUGCCGAGAUGAAAUCUUUGGCUUCCCAAACGAGCCUGGGUCCUGAACAGGCUGCUCUAGCGCAAUCCCAACAUUUCGAUCAACUAGAAGCGUUAUGGAAUAAACGGUCACCACCACGAAGAAGACAUAAUACGACUUUAUCGCGUCAAUCAUCCCUCGUUGAGGAUCGUAUCGAAUCAUCCGACGAGGACGAAUUCCAAGAGGAACGAACAGGUGUACUAUUCUAAAAUUCAACAAUAAGGAAAAGGAUUUCAAUUUGAGAUCUUAUUGGAUGAAACUAGCAUUUUGGGAGUCGAAAGGGUGACAAAUCGAUUUAUGUAAAAUGAAACUGACUUUAAUAAAGGAAGAUAGUUUUAAGUUCAAUAAAUUAGUGUGAUGUGUAAUUAUCCCUUGAAAACCGAACCCACCAUAUAUCGAAACCCUAACCCUCGAUCCUUCCUUGAACUACUUAAACAAAGUCUUCAAAUUUGGGAGUAUCUUCAAGUCCAUAACAUCAAUUAAAUUGGACACUUAAGUUCUCAUUCUAAUUAAAAUCUCCAUUUAAAUUCCAGACAAGAUAAAAGAUACAGUUUUGCCUAAAUUGAAUCGAUGAAACGUUGCUAAUUGUCCUUGGAACUUUGCAUUCAUGUCCGCAUUCCUGCCCAAAGCAUAACAAUAAAGUUGAUUACAUAAAUUGACAGAGAAACUUGGGAAAUUGUACUGAAAGGACAUUUUACUGAAUAAUCAAUUUUCCUACUUUUCCAUAAAGUAUAAUUUGAUUUGCUAUAAUGCAAUGUUUAUUGCUGUCGUAUAGCGUUCGUCCUUGCGUUAGAUGCUCCAAACAUAUCGCGAAAUAUUCAAUUUAUGGGGAAAAGUUAGAAAGCGAACGUUUUUUCAUCGUCAAGUGGUUUUGAUUACUCCAGCAGCUGAAAUUAUGGAAAAAUAAAAGAUUUAAGAUUAAUUAUUAGAAUUGUAAUGUAGUCUACAGUGGUGUGCAACUUGGCGACACUCCAAUGCACAUCUUAGAAGCAAAUAAUAUGAAAACCCUAAAUAAAAUCAAUAAAUCCAAUAGAAUAGCCAGCGAUACGUAGGCGCAUUAAUAAAAGUAGAAGACAUAGAAAAUAUGGCGAAUCCUUCUUGAAGAAAAAACCUGUUAGCUAUGACAAUCACGUAAGACAUACUACAUUCAUGCAUUUUUGCAAAAAAAAAAUGUCUGUUAACCAGGACUUUUCUAUUAUUAUAAAUAAAAUUGAUGAUGAUGGCUGUAGUGUGUGAAUUGGGUGUAUUGGAAUGUUUCCUUCUCGUCGAAAUGCAUAGAUAAGAUAAAAGAUAAUUGUAUUCGCAGUAGGACCGUAGGACUUAAAGACAUAGAAGAAAAGGAAUCAUUAAAGCAUUAAGAGAUUUGGUAGAUAUUUUAGUAAUCGAAACUGUUCUCAAGAUAACUAUUGUUGUUGUUACUUUCUUUCCACAAUUUUCUACCGAAAUUUUACAGAAUUUUAUGUAUGUUUAGCCUUUUCUAGGUUUAAAUCUUGAAACCUAAUUGUUAUUAUGAAGGUUUGUGUUCAAAUAAUGCAAUCUUUAAAUUUAUUGAUAAACACAAUUAUAUGUUGGAUAUUGUAAGAAAAAUGGCGUAGAUAUGUUUUGAUGUAUUAGUACUGAAAUUGAAUAAAAG